This is a messenger RNA of Trematosphaeria pertusa, 2470 nucleotides long. RefSeq names its product translation factor GUF1, mitochondrial. Gene Ontology annotation, cellular component: mitochondrion. The record is from RefSeq and is a predicted model, not a curated record. Gene Ontology annotation, biological process: positive regulation of translation. NCBI's taxonomy places the organism in Eukaryota, Fungi, Ascomycota, Dothideomycetes, Pleosporales, Trematosphaeriaceae. The transcript has 2 exons. Gene Ontology annotation, molecular function: mitochondrial ribosome binding; GTPase activity; GTP binding. Bases 112 to 2130 code for a protein of 672 amino acids.
ACGAUUGACGCGGAAGUGCCCAGGUGGUGAACGGAGCGGUGGUGGGUGCAGGUGGGUCGGAUGGCUGAUUAGGUAAGAUGAAAAUUACCUCCACGACCUCCGCUUGACGAGAUGAUGAGCUCCCCUUCAUCGAUCCCAUGCGAACUCAUGCGACCAUGCGUCCGGACCGCGAGCAGCCUCCUGCAGAGCUGGCGGACGCGCGCCGUGCCACCCACUGGCUUCCGCCGCGUGACGCCUGCCCGUGAAGGCUCCCCGACGCUCGCCCGGAGCUAUGCGCAAGCCUUCAGACCUCAGUCGGCGCUCGAGAAGCGCAUCGCCGAGAUUCCAAUCGACCGAUUCCGCAACUUCUGCAUCGUCGCGCACGUCGACCACGGCAAGAGCACGCUCUCCGACCGCCUGCUGGAGCUCACGGGUACCAUCGAGCCCGGCGGGAACAAGCAGAUCCUGGACAAGCUGGACGUGGAGCGCGAGCGCGGCAUCACAGUCAAGGCGCAGACAUGCUCCAUGAUAUACAAGCACAAGGGCCAGGACUACCUGCUGCAUCUGGUGGACACGCCCGGUCACGUCGAUUUCCGCGCCGAGGUGUCGAGGAGCUAUGCCAGCUGCGGCGGAGCGCUCCUCCUCGUCGAUGCCAGCCAGGGCGUCCAGGCCCAGACCGUCGCCAACUUCUACCUGGCCUUCUCGCAGGGCCUGACCCUCGUCCCCGUCCUGAACAAGGUCGACCUCCCCCACGCCGACCCUCCCCGCGUGCUCGAGCAAAUGCACGACACCUUCGAACUUGAUCCAGACAAGGCCAUUCUAGUCUCGGCCAAGACCGGAAAGAACGUCGAGGCUCUGCUCCCUGCCGUCAUCGAAGAGAUCCCUGCCCCGGUGGGCGACCUCACGGCGCCUCUCCGCUUGCUCCUCGUCGACUCCUGGUACGAUGUAUACAAAGGUGUCGUGCUUCUCGUGCGCAUCUUCGAUGGCCAGGUCAAGCCAGGAGACACCCUCAGGUCGUUUGCCACGGGGCUCAAGUACAUCGUGGGCGAGGUCGGCAUCAUGUACCCUGACCAGACCCCGCAAACCGUCCUCAGAGCCGGCCAGGUGGGCUACAUCCACUUCAAUCCCGGCAUGAAGCGGUCGCAAGAAGCCAAGGUCGGCGACACCUAUACGACGGCAGGCUCCGAGAAGCUGGUGGAGCCGCUGCCAGGUUUCGAAGAGCCGAAGAGCAUGGUCUUCGUGGCUGCCUUCCCGACCGAUCAGGACAACCACGAGCAUCUCGAAGACAGCAUCAACCAAAUCAUUCUCAAUGAUCGCAGCGUGACCCUCCAGAAGGAGUCAUCGGAUGCUCUCGGUGCGGGCUGGCGCUUGGGCUUCCUGGGCACGCUUCACUGCUCCGUCUUCGAGGACCGCUUGCGCCAGGAACACGGUGCGAACAUCAUCAUCACGCCUCCUUCUGUCCCAUUCAAAGUCGUAUGGAAGGAUGGCACUGAGUCCGUCAUCACCAACCCGAACGAAUUCCCGGACCAAGACCAAGCUCACCUCAGGGUCCAAGAAGUUCACGAGCCGUACGUGAUGGCGACCAUCGCUCUCCCGGAUGAAUACCUUGGAGAUGUCAUCAAGCUGUGCGAAUCGAAUCGCGGCGAGCAGAAGGAGCUGACAUUCUUCACCGCCACCCAGGUUAUCCUCAAGUACGAUCUGCCUUUGUCGCACCUCGUGGAUGACUUCUUUGGCAAGCUCAAAGGAGCGACGAAGGGAUACGCCUCCCUUGACUACGAAGACGCCGGAUAUCGCAAAUCGUCAAUUGUGAAACUUAUUUUAUUGGUCAAUGGCGCCCCCGUCGACGCCGUCUCGCGGGUACUACACACUAGCCAGGUUGAUAAGGUCGGCCGCGCAUGGGUCGAUAAGUUUAAAGAGCAUGUCGACAGGCAGAUGUUCGAGGUGGUCAUCCAAGCCGCCGUCGGGCGACGCAUUGUCGCACGGGCAACCAUCAAGCCAUUCAGGAAGGACGUGCUUGCGAAGCUGCACGCCAGCGAUAUCAGCCGCAGGAGGAAGCUGCUAGAGAAGCAGAAAGAAGGUCGGAAGAAGCUCCGGGCGGUCGGAUCGGUGGUCAUCGAACAGGAAGCCUUCCAGAAAUUUCUCGCCAAAUAGCGACCAUCACUCCCCGCUCAGCAAAUAUAAAUAUUUUCAAAUUCAACCUUCAAAUCUACCUAGGUAUUCCGGCGUUUUGUCGUAAGGAAUCCGAUAUAACCGCCGAACGGCCUAUGGGUCCAUUGGAUUCGGGGCAGACCCUGCCCUAACAGCUCUAGCCUUGCAGAAGAUGGAAGAGCAUCUUGUCCAACUUUGCAACCUUCAGCUAACAGCACCACAUGUCUCUCAUUCCGCCAGCAUCAUUCCUUUGACUGUUAAUGUGCAGUGCUGACUAUUGCAGCUUCAACGAGUCGCGGACCUAUCAGCGCGUCAUUGACCAUUAGAGGGCGGGGACAGAUAU